AGCGUGACACCUCUCACAGAUGCACCGUUUCUUGUCGGACCUCACCCGAGGCUGGCUGAUAUUUCUACCUCUCUGCCUCUCGAUACGUGAUCGGGACCAGAGAAUCAGAUCAACAAGGCCUAGAUCGGACAGCUAGCACGCUCCCGGCAGCCCCAGCAGCCGCCCAGCAAGGAUGAAGGAGUGCAUCUGGCUGGGGAGACCCUGACCUUUAUUUAGAAAGAGGAAACCAGAUGGCAGGGCCCAGAGCAUGGGCCCCAGCGAUCCUACGGGUACAGCUUCAACGCUGCACUCACCCUCACUCAUCAACCUGAGGGCUGCGCAAUCACAACAAAUAAGAAAGGGGCACUAAUGUCGUACCCAGCGCAGCAGGGUGCCGGAUGCCCCCCAGGGUUGUCAAGUGAGAUGAGGUAGAUGCUGUGUCACCCGCCCACGGGAGCACGGCAGCGACCUGGAUGCUUUGGCGAGCAAAAAGUAAAUUUCUCUAGCGACUCGGUGAACUGACAUCACCGCCAAGUGCUCACGGGUUCUCUCACGGGCUGACGGGCUGGCGGGCUCCAGGGAGGGUUGCAGCCCGGACCGGCUCGAAGAUUUCAAUACUCGGCGUCUUGUGUGUCCUGUGUCCUGGGCAGUGGCGCUGGCUAGGGCUCAGAGACGAUAUCUACCAUACUAUCUUAUUAAUGCAUAAUGUAAAUACGCCAAACAACCAACUCGCACCAAACCACCAGUCGACUUCUUAGGUCUGUGUAGGUGGAUGGUGGCCUAUGAUGGACGAGGAACCUUGUUGAUGCCUGCACUUGACCCCAGAGUCUUGGCAGCACCCUCUCCAAAAGAUGCCGAGGCAUCUCUGAUAGCCGCAGCGCGAACACGACUCCAACCCGAGAACCCACCAACGUGCUUCACGCCUCCAAACAGCUCUGAACAUGGACAAUCUAUAAGCCAACGGAGCUCACUCACAGACCAGUAGCCUCUUACAACCCACACGCAGAUACUCAGUCCUGAAACUAGCCGCACACGGCACACGGCACACGGCACACGCCGCACGACACACAGCAUCGCAGCCAUGGCCGGCCAGCAAGCCAAGCCCCUGGAGGGCUACAGCAAGUAUGAACACUUCAACAUAACGAGCCCGGCCGCCUUUGUCGCCCACGUCGAGAUCAACCGCCCGCGCAAGCUCAACUCGUUCAUCGAGGCCAUGUGGCUCGAGCUGCGCUCCAUCUUCAACCAGCUGUCCGUCGACCCCGAGGUCCGCGCCAUCCUGCUCACCGGCGCCGGCGACCGUGCCUUUACCUCGGGCCUGGACGUCCAGGCCGCUUCCGAGAGCGACUCAGCCCUCCAGGGCGCCAACAGCGGGGUCGAUGGCGCCAGGGCCGCCACCAAGAUGCGCCGCCACAUCUACGAGUUCCAGGAGUGCAUCACCGCCGUGGAGAAGUGCGAGAAGCCUGUAAUCUGCGUCCUCCACGGCAUAUCGAUCGGCCUGGCCAUCGACCUGUCCUGCUGCGCCGACGUGCGGCUCUGCGCCGCCGACACGCGCCUGGCCGUCAAGGAGGUCGACAUCGGGCUGGCGGCGGACAUUGGCACGCUGUCGAGGCUGCCCAAGGCGGUGGGGUCCAUCUCGUGGGUCAAGGACGUGUGCCUGUCGGCGCGCUUCUUCGACGCCGCCGAGGCGCUGCGGGUCGGCUACGUGAGCGAGGUCCACGAGAACAAGGCCAAGGCCGUCGCCGCGGGCCUGGAGAGGGCCGUCCUCAUCGCCGGGAAGAGCCCGGUCGCCGUGCAGGGCACAAAGGAGCUGCUCAAUCACGCCCGGGAUCACACUGUGGAAGACAGUCUGCGGCAUACCGCUGUCUGGAACUCGGCUAUGCUCCAGUCGAGCGACGUCUCCUCGGCGCUCCUGUCUGGGAUACAGAAGAGGAGGCCGACGUUCGAGAAGCUAUAG
Diaporthe batatas is the source of this 1933-nucleotide messenger RNA. RefSeq lists its product as uncharacterized. The transcript is spliced from 3 exons. Gene Ontology annotation, cellular component: mitochondrion. The record is from RefSeq and is a predicted model, not a curated record. Gene Ontology annotation, molecular function: delta(3,5)-delta(2,4)-dienoyl-CoA isomerase activity. The coding region runs from base 1061 to 1933 and encodes 290 amino acids. NCBI's taxonomy places the organism in Eukaryota, Fungi, Ascomycota, Sordariomycetes, Diaporthales, Diaporthaceae.